Exophiala dermatitidis NIH/UT8656 is the source of this 3107-nucleotide messenger RNA. RefSeq names its product NADPH-ferrihemoprotein reductase. Gene Ontology annotation, cellular component: cytosol. The record is from RefSeq and is a predicted model, not a curated record. Gene Ontology annotation, molecular function: FMN binding; NADPH-hemoprotein reductase activity; flavin adenine dinucleotide binding. Lineage: Eukaryota; Fungi; Ascomycota; Eurotiomycetes; Chaetothyriales; Herpotrichiellaceae. The transcript has a single exon. The coding region runs from base 671 to 2983 and encodes 770 amino acids.
CGGAGCGAUCGAGAUGCCCGUCAAACUGAACUGCAGUUGUGGUUUGGACUGUAGUGGGAAUGGGUGUCCAUGUGAAGUAUUCCUCCAAAAGAGGAAAAUUCUCGCCGCAGUUUGCUAUCUUUAACCCGCACUUCAACUCCCUCGCCGUCUUCUUCCACCCUUGAACACUUCAUUUCCCCCACGGGGUCCCCCGGCGCUCGCUUACAGGCCUCGCCCCUGCAAGACAUGGAGUCUUCUGAUCGACUGACAGCUGCAGUAGUGUCCUUCUAGAACAUGUUGCACCGUUUCGCACCGCCGAGCAGCGUUCUGUUCAGGAAACCUUGUCCCGAACCAGCACUUGGGCCAAUUUCUUCGACUUGUGGAGAUGGUUGGCCGUGAUUGUACGGGACUUCCACCGGCGAUGCCUCAUGACUUGCCGGCGAGGCCAGUCGUGGCGAGGCUGGACCCAACGUAAUAAAGAGAAAGACAUGCUUUAAUCCUCGACGCUGCCCAAGUUGACGAGAGAUGGCCGCAUGAAUAAGAACUUCAACGGACCUAUAUUGAACAGAUAUCUUGUUGGGAAGGUUGCGUAAGGGAACUUUGUGAGGAGAGAGAUCAACGUGAUCGGUUAAAGUCAAUUGUUGCGGCCGUCGAAAUCUGCAUUCACGGUGGUAAACCAUCGGUUUGCACCAUGUCGUCUCUACAAUCAUCCAUCGUCCUGCCAAAACUCCAAAACAUCUCUGAUUUUCAACAACUUCUCUCGAAAGCAUCGUAUGAUGAUUUUCUCCUCCUUGCCGUCCUCUUUCUAGGAGGAACGGCCUACAUCACCAACGGCAUUCUCUGGAACAAGCCAGAUCCUUACCACUACCAAUGGUUCGAGCGGCCUCAAGCCGCUGUCGCAGACUUGCUCUCUGCCAAAACGCAAACCCGGGAUAUUGCUCAACGGCUCGAAGAGACCGGGAAGCAGGCUGUCAUUUUCUGGGGCUCCCAGUCAGGCACGGCCGAAGGGUUCGCGCACCGUCUGGCCCAGGACUUGCAUCGCCGACUUCAACUCGAAGCCCUCGUGGCCGAUGUAUCAGACUACGACGAAGAGAGUAUCGCCAAACUCCCGGGUUCCAAACCGGCCAUUUUCAUCAUGAGCACAUAUGGCGAGGGAGAUCCCAGUGACAACUCCGGGCAUUUUGUGCAGUGGCUGAAAUCUGAAGUCAACACCAAGCCCGAAUCAGAGGCACUGUUAUUUUCCAAUCUCAAGUUUGCCGCGUUCGGUUGCGGCAACAGCAACUACAAAUACUUCAACGCUGUGAUCGACGCCGUUGUCAAGGGUCUCCAGGACCGCGGCGCAACCAUGUUCAUGCCAGUCGUGGGCAAAGCGGACGAAGCGAAAGCCACGACGGAAGAGGACUUUUUGGAAUGGAAGACGGCCCUGUUUGCCCAGCUGUGUCAACAGUUUGGUCUGACUGAGCGUGAACCCGAGUAUGAACCCGCCAUUUCGCUUGUUUUUGACGAUUCCAUCGACGUCAGCGGCGUGUAUCUCGGCGAGCCGUUUGCUCCUGCGACGGGCAGGAAAAAGAAGUCACUCAAGACCCCCUCGACUCCCACGGUGCAUAUGCCAGUGGUUGCGGCACGAGAAUUGAUCAAAACAAACACUCCGGCACAGCCAUCACGAGGUCAGAACCAGCAACCCGACCGAAGCUGCUUACAUCUUGAGCUGGACUUUUCCGACCUCCCUGAAAUCAGAUAUAAAACCGGAGACCACCUGGCCGUGCAGCCUGUUAACCCUGUCACCGAAGUCUCGCGACUACUAAACGUCCUCGGUCUUCAAGAGCAAGCCGACACCCCGAUCAUGAUUCAGCCACGAUCAGACGAGCAAAAUACUGGCUCUGGCGACGACGACAACACCAGACUUCCCUCUCCCACCACCCUCCGCGCCCUGUUCCAGCACUACUUGGAAGUAUGUGCCCCUGUGUCUCGUGAGACGGUUUUAUCUCUGGCCGCUUUUGCCCCUACAGCAGCAGCCAAGUCGUUCUUGCUCGAGAUUGCCUCCGACAAAGCCGCAUAUGCCGACUUCGUCUCCAAGCACCAUGUCACCCUGGCUCGACUUCUGCAGCACGUGGCGUCCGACGCCGUGGAUCCCUCCGUCACUUGGAAGACGGACAAUGACGAGGGGAAUCUUCCGCUGUCGUUUGUCGUCGAGAGUCUCCGACCCAUGGCACCGCGGUACUACUCAAUCUCCAGCUCGUCCAUCAUCUCGCCCCGCCGAGCCGCCAUCACUGUCGCCAACAACCCAACCACCAUCCUAGCACCAACGACGUCAACUCAGAUCGUGAUCCCCGGAGUGGCCAGCACAUAUCUAUCUUCGUUUGUGCAACCAAACCACGCGGAUGUCCAAAAACCAGCAAUCUACGCCAGCAUCCGACGGUCGACAUUCAAACUCCCCGCCUCGGCCGCGACGCCAUUGAUCUUGAUUGCAGCUGGCACGGGCAUCGCGCCCUUCCGCGCAUUCUUGCAGGAACGCGCUCGUCUAGCUUCAAUCAGACAGAGCCAACAAGCCCGGAAUCAGACCCAGGAUUCCCAUUCCCCACAAACACAAAUGGGCAAGAUCCUCCUGUUCUUCGGCUGCCGCCACCCAGACCUGGAUCUCCUCUACAAAGACGAGCUGGAUGAGUUGGUGCACAACUCCCCGCUGAAGGAUUGCUUGGAGGUCGUCUAUGCUUUCUCGCGGUACAGUGAUGGUAGUGAUAAUGAUGACAGCCAGAAACAGACCAGAACCAAACCCGGCCACUAUGUACAGGACAAAAUAGGCCAUCGUGCUACCGACGUUGUCAAGCUGCUUCUCGAUGACGAUGCCGCCCUGUAUAUUUGUGGUUCGGCGAGUAUGGCGCGCCAGGUUGGGGACCGUAUCGGCGACGCCCUGAAAACGCAUCGCAGCAUGGACGACGGUGCCCUUAGACAGUGGAGGGAGGAGAGGAAGCGCGUCAGGAGGUGGCAGGAGGAUGUAUGGUGAUGAGAUGACUGAUCUUUGGACCGAAUUCAAGACCCUGCCAGUUUACAUUUCAGCUUGGAAUAGAUCAUAUAUAUCUAGAUAUAUAUAUUUAUACACGGCAUAUUUUUAUCGUAUUCGCUGAUCC